Clonostachys solani is the source of this 1044-nucleotide messenger RNA. The record is from the annotation of a GenBank genome assembly. Lineage: Eukaryota; Fungi; Ascomycota; Sordariomycetes; Hypocreales; Bionectriaceae.
AUGACUCUUACCCGAAAAUGUCGAGGCGCUCUAUAUCUUGUAGAGUUCAACGGUCUUGGUUCUGUUGCUCAGGUGGCAUUGUUCUUCCUGGGCUAUAACUACACCGCUUCCCAGCGGCUUGAUAUGCCCCGUUCACCGCCCACUCUGCAUCCUUCUUGGGAAAAGAGCUAUUGGCGUGUUCAUCUUAGUUCAGACAAAAGAAGGUUCAACUAUAACUUCGAGUCUCUAUCACUUCCUGGUAAUGAGGUGUUCGACUUUGACUGUGAGACCAUAGCGAACUAUGACGGUUGCCAUCUAGGAACUGCCAGUGUCCGAGGAUAUAGUGAAGCAUACAGGCUGCAACAAGGUUCCUUGCCAAAAGGCCACGCGAGCGUAGAGGUUUUCAGUUCAGCGCAGGCUUGGAUGGAGCAGCUCUCGAUCAACGCACUGAAUGAAAAUAUUUCAAUGUGCUCAAGAACCGGGUCUCUCGAUAGGAUCGGGGCGAUCGGACUCGACGAGGCCAUCAUCACUCACGCCACAUCCGGAGUUGGAGCAGCCUGUGCCACUAUCCAACUAUCUCCCCCAAGUUUUCUCUCCGAUAUCCGCGGAUUUUCUGCCUUCUCGUCUACUAUCGCAAAGAUCACAACUAGGGACGCAAUCGGCCUCCAAAAGUUCUUGCAAUAUAUCCUCAUGGGCGAGCUGGCCUCUGUACUCGAAUACGAUGCUUCAGAUCCCAAAGCCUUCCCUAUAGAUCUCGCCAACCUCUCCAAGUGGAAUCCACCCCGAAUCUUCCCACCACGUCCUUCCUCAUUCAAGAUUCAAGGCCGAGUUGAGCUUCAAGCUAUCCAGCUGAAUGAAGUGGCGAGUCCAGCCAAUACUGCCGGAAAGACAUAUAGCGCAAGACUGGGGUUCUCUAGCCACGGUGAUGAGGUGUCAUUCACCAUCCGAUUCAACCCACUGCUCGUCUAUGCCAGGCAGUUGAACAAUGGAGCUAUAAUCCCGACCGGGCCGGGACUGAUUAUCAUCAACGCAAUGGAGCCGGGCGAGGAAGCUAUGGCGCGAGCA